Nycticebus coucang (slow loris) is the source of this 3837-nucleotide messenger RNA. It is a transcript of the gene TIGD4, whose product is annotated as tigger transposable element derived 4. Bases 660 to 2303 code for a protein of 547 amino acids. Gene Ontology annotation, molecular function: DNA binding. NCBI's taxonomy places the organism in Eukaryota, Metazoa, Chordata, Mammalia, Primates, Lorisidae. The transcript is spliced from 2 exons. Gene Ontology annotation, cellular component: nucleus. The record is from RefSeq and is a predicted model, not a curated record.
GUAGGUCCACAUUUUCAAAACAGACUAAAUUUGUCCGAUUUAUUUCAGAACUAUCUAUUAUAAAGUAUUCAAAGGCAAGUGAGAAUUCAAAUGCAUUGAGCAGAGCUAGAGAGCGUUUUACAGAGAGGUCCUUCAGGAGACACAGAAGAACAUUUGCUGGCAAGUUCUAGAAGGAGUCUACCUAUGAUUUUUCUUCUUUACCAUGAAGAGACUUGGAAAUUAAUAGAUAACAUUUUGUGUAAAAAUUUCUAAACAUUCUUGACUUCGUAUCUCAGAGGCCUUCUGUGGAGAAUUAAUACAAGGUUGAAUGUGUGCAUGGAUAAAAUGGAUCAUCUUAAAGGAUUGAAGUUCCAAAAAUAUGUCGGCAGCACUGAACAGGUUUGACAUAAUGAGAUUUCUAUUUUAGCUUGACUUUCAGAACUCUGAAUAAAGUAUAAACUGCGCUACGCAACGUUCUAGGAAGGAAGUUCAUCUUCUAGUUGGGUGUAACAUUUUUCUUCAAAUCCUUUGCAAAUUUCCUGAAAAAUAAGACUAGUAGACACUUACUAACUUUUAAUACAUGAGGUGGAAUAGAAGGUCGUGAUCUACAUCAUACUGGAAAACAAAUUAAAAAAUAAAAGGAAAUAAGAGGAAAAGUCUCUACGUUAGCACUGUUUGAAAUGGCAGAAGCUUCAGGGGAUGCCCCAACUCUUCCAGUAACAGUGAAAAAAAAGAAAAGCCUAUCCAUUGAGGAAAAGAUCGACAUUAUAAAUGCAGUGGAAAGUGGCAAGAAAAAAGCAGAGAUUGCAGCCGAAUAUGGUAUUAAAAAAAAUUCUUUAUCUUCUAUUAUGAAGAAUAAAAACAAAGUUCUAGAAGCCUUUGAAUCUCUAAGAUUUGAUCCAAAGAGAAAAAGACUAAGAACUGCUUUUUACACAGAUCUGGAAGAGGCAUUAAUGAGGUGGUAUCGAAUUGCUCAGUGUCUAAAUGUACCAGUUAAUGGCCCAAUGUUGCGUCUAAAAGCUAAUGAUUUUGCCCAGAAACUGGGUCAUAAUGAUUUUAAGUGCAGUAAUGGUUGGCUGGAUCGUUUUAAAUCCAGGUAUGGUUUAGUAUUCAGAGCUCAACCUGUAGAAGCUACAGGUGUAUCAGUAGACCCUUCAAUUGUCUGGUACCAAAAUGUACUUCCUUAUUAUUUAAAUGAUUAUCAUCCUCAAAAUGUUUUUAAUAUAAAAGAGACUGGGCUACUUUAUCGAAUGCUACCUACAAAUACAUUUGCAUUUAAAGGAGAAACGUGCUCAAUUGGAAAGUUAUGCAAAGACAGAAUAACUCUGGUGGUUGGGGCAAACAUGGAUGGCUCAGAGAAGCUUCCUUUGCUUAUCAUUGGAAAAAACAGAAAUCCACAUUGUUUCAAAGGUAUAAAAUCAUUGCCUGUGUGUUAUGAAGCUAACAAAAUGGCAUGGAUGACGUCAGAUGUGUUUGAACAAUGGAUGAGGAAGCUUGAUGAGAAAUUUCAAGCCCAGCAGCGAAGAGUGGUGAUUUUUGUUGAUUCUUUUCCUGCUCAUCCAGAGGUAAAGAACCUUAAGUCCAUUGAGUUAGCAUUCUUUCCAUCAUGUUUAUCUUCUAAAUUUAUAGCUAUGAAACAGGGAGUUAUUAAAGACCUUAAAAUCAAAUAUCGACAUUGUCUAGUUAAAAAAUUUUUAAGCUCUGUUGAAGGCAGUAAAGAAUUUACAUUUUCACUACUAGAUGCAGUUGAUACAUUACAUCUUUGUUGGAGGGCUGUAACUUCAGAGACUGUUGUUAAAAGCUAUGAAGAGGCAGGAUUCAAAUCUCAAAAGGGAGAAAGCGACACAAAUGCAGAGAAAGAUACUAGUAAUGAUUGGGUUGCCGAUGCACUGGGAGCAGGGGUGGCAGAGGAAGAUACUAGUAAUGAUUGGGUUGCUGAUGCACUGGGAGCACGGGUGGCAGAGGAAGAUACUAGUAAUGAUUGGGUUGCCUAUGCAUUGGGGGCAGGGGUGGAAUUUCCUGCAGGUUUAUCUAUUGAGGAGUAUGCUGCCUUGGAUGAUGAUUUGGAGACAUGUGAAGCAGCACCAAAUGAUGAUACAGUCUUGACCAAAGAAAGUAAAUCAGAUGAAACUGGGUUUUAUACUUCUGAUGAAGAGGAUGAUGGUGGAUCAAUAGACACGGAACUCCCAUUACCAUCAAAAAAUGAGGCAAUAACUGCUUUAGAUACUCUUAAAAAAUUUAUUAGAAGUCAAGAUAUGAAAGAUGGACUUCAUGAUUCUUUAGCAGACAUUGAAAAUUUUAUUAAUUCUUUAUCACCUAAGUAAUUAUUUAUUGUACAAAAUCUGAAGAUUAAUAGUUUUUCCUGAUAUGUUUUACUAUAUAAGGUAUUGAAAGAAAAAAUCCCUCUAAAACCUAAAAAAUCAAAAACUAGUAAUCUUUUGUUUAAAUUACAAAAGUCUUUGGUCUGAGUAGCAAAUCUCCCUAGUAAAUAAUGAUUCAAUAAAUAAAAAUUAUAAAUUUCUAUUAAGGUUUUGGAGAGUAGAGAAUAUAAUUCAGAGGCCUUGUAUUUGACACAUAUGAUAUGUAUGUCGAACAAAAGGACCUCUAUCUGAUAUUAUACACAUUGUAUUGUUGAUUGCUGUUUUUGUUAAGAUUAUGUUCUAGAAAAUUUUAUCUGGAUUAAGAAACAAAAUACUUACCAAUAGGUUAUUGAGUUUUAUAAAGACAUAUAUAUGCCAUAUGUAUUUUAACUAGACUUUAAGAAUCAAAGUAUUAAAGUAAUGUUAAAUUACUUUUUCUCAUAAGUAGCUAAACUUCCUAAUAAGAAAUUAUGAAUUAAAAACACAUAUAUUACCACUUUUAAGCUAUUUGUAUGUAAGAUCAAAUAAAAGGCUAUAACCCUAUCAGGGCUUUUUUUUAUCGUCUGUAACAAGAAGAUAUGGAUUCUUCCUAAAUAUGUAGAUGUAUCCAUGUGUGGUUACUAGAAAAAUACAUUAUUGGAACAUUUAUUAAAUUUAUGAUAUUUAUAUUUUAAUAGUGGUGCUUAGAUAUUUUUCUAAUUUUAAUAGCUCAGCUUUUGAUCUGUAAUGUUUAAUUUUCUUGAUUUCACUAAAUGUCAUUUUUUGAGGAAACUAAAUGUCUUUUGAGCAUAUUUUGAUGUACUUAAUCUUUUUUCUCCAAAAAAUGUAAUGAAUAACAUUUUGAAUUAAAAUUUUGUUUGAGGAAAUUUUGCCUAUAGAAUGUUUUAAAUGUUGUAUGAAAUUAUUUAAUAUUCAUCUGUAAAAUAGUCUUUAGACAGUAGAAAAUUAUAACAAUGUGUGAGAUUUUUUCAUUGUAAAAUUUUAAGUAGUAUGCUUAUUUUUUAGGGUCCCUUUUGAAAAGUAGUUUUUUUAAAUAUAAAACAUGCAGAUUAUUUUAUUAUGAACUUUUAUUUGUCUGCUAAAAGAUGACAUUUGGAAAGAAAGACCUAUAAAAGCAUGUUUAUUUUCCAUCUGUUGAUUUACUCUGUUUUAAAAUUUAGUAAUUGUAAGCCUUUUAAAAUGUAUUAAAAUUAAGUUUUUUUUGAAAGAAGUAUGAUUUAAAUUUAAAGCAUUUUAUGAAUUAUUUGAUUUAAAAUUUUAAUUUGGCACAAUCAGGGACCUAAAGAAGCUCACAAGAGCCUCACUUGUAACUACAGCAUCUAACGUAUAUUGACCUCUCAAUUUUUUUUUCCUUUCUCCACUUGAUGCCAUUUUGCUGCAUUAAAUCAUACCAGAUAUUCUAUGACUUAAGAAUUAUUAUUUCUAUUUGUACAGAUGAGGAAAUUUAAACCAAUGACUUAGUUAAAAUCUCAGAGCCAAAACUAAAAUGCAUUUCUCU